Lepisosteus oculatus (spotted gar) is the source of this 1023-nucleotide messenger RNA. RefSeq names its product RWD domain containing 1 (gene rwdd1). The record is from RefSeq and is a predicted model, not a curated record. Lineage: Eukaryota; Metazoa; Chordata; Actinopteri; Semionotiformes; Lepisosteidae. Gene Ontology annotation, molecular function: protein binding. Gene Ontology annotation, biological process: cytoplasmic translation.
GAGAAGUCGAUCUCUUUCAGGCCUCAUUUGCGGGUUGUUCAUUUGUAUUUUUUGUAAUAUAGUAAUCAAUGGGAAAUUGUGAGAAAAAAUGACAGAUUACGGAGAGGAGCAGAGGAACGAGUUGGAGGCAUUGGAGUCCAUAUACCCGGAUUCGUUUACAGUGCUUUCAGAAAACCCUUCAAGUUUUACUAUUACUGUGACUUCUGACGCAGGCGAAAAUGAUGAAACUGUUCAGACUACUUUGAAGUUUACGUAUGUAGAGACGUAUCCCGAUGAACCUCCACUUUAUGAAAUUUUUUCACAGGAUAACCUUGAAGACAGUGACAUCACAGACAUACUAACACUAUUACAGCAACAGGCAGAAGAAAAUCUUGGAAUGGUGAUGAUAUUCACAUUAGUAACUGCAGUGCAGGAAAAACUAAAUGAAAUUGUUGACCAGAUAAAAAAACGAAGAGAGGAAGAGAAGAGAAGGAAAGAGAAAGAGGCAGAGGAAGCGGAGAAGGUCCAGUUCCAUGGCACGCCUGUCACAAUUGAAAAUUUCCUCUCUUGGAAAGCAAGGUUUGAGCUCGAGAUGACAGAAUUGAAAAGGAAAAAAAUGAAAGAGGAGGAGCAAUCUGGGAAGUGUAAACUUACUGGUAAACAAUUAUUUGAAACAGACCACAAUCUUGACACAUCUGACAUUAAAUUUCUGGAGGAAGCUGGAAAUAAUGUGGAAGUGGACGAGUCUUUAUUCCAGGACAUGGACGAUCUAGAGCUCGAUGAAGACGAUCCAGAUUUUGAUCCGGCUGCAUUUGGAAGUGAUGAGGAUUAACCGUGAACUCAUACUCUGUAAGCCACAGUAUCUGUGGUUCAGCAUAAUCCAGCAUGAUCGCAUCCAUUUUGGUUUAAACGUCAGUUGUUUAUAUUCUAUUGGCUGUAAUUAAUAAACAAAUUAAAAUUUAAAAAUGAUGCAGCCUUACUUAAUCUCCUAUCAAAGUGAUGUCAAAAAUGCACCUUUUAAAAAUAAAACUUUUUAGAAACCAA